Molecule: messenger RNA, 2797 nt
Organism: Conger conger (European conger)
Lineage: Eukaryota; Metazoa; Chordata; Actinopteri; Anguilliformes; Congridae
Product: CCN family member 1-like
Exons: 5
Coding region: 258-1388 (376 amino acids)
Biological process (GO): signal transduction
Cellular component (GO): extracellular region
Molecular function (GO): protein binding
Source: RefSeq, a predicted model, not a curated record
UUGAGCUGUGUAGUGAUAGGUGAGCAGUAAAGAACGCUUAACUGGCGUAUGACUCAGUGCACACGCACAGAAACCAGGACAAGCUCUAAGCCACACUGACUAACAGACAUAAAGACUCCUGUCCUCUCUGGAUUCAUGACAAGCAAGUACCGGGCGACUUAUCCUCCUCAGCUUGUGAUUUUUUAAGUUUUUGUUUUCAACUUUAGUCGCUAUCACUGUGAACAAUUAUCAUUGUUUACCGAGAAGACGAAGACAAAAUGUUUUGCGAGAGGAUGAAACAAGAAAACUUCUUGACUUUGUUUGCUUUUUUGCUCUGCACUUCUGUGAUGGUGGAGGGAGGCUGCCCGUCUCAGUGCUCGUGCCCGCGCUCUCCGCCCUCCUGCCCGCCGGGCAUCAGCUCCAUCACGGACGGCUGCGGCUGCUGCAAGGUGUGCGCCCGGCAGUUCAACCAGGAGUGCAGCCUCCGGCAGCCCUGCGACCACAUCAAGGGCCUGCACUGCCACCUGGUGCCCGGGGGGGCUCCCGACCGCGGACUGUGCCGAGCUGAGGCUCAGGGUCGGCCCUGCGAGUUCAGCGGGCGCGUGUACCAGCACGGCGAGGACUUCCAGCCCAGCUGCCAGCACCAGUGCAGCUGCAUGGACGGGGUGGUGGGGUGCAUGCCUCUCUGCCCGCACGAGGUGCCCCUCCCGGACUGGCGCUGCGCCCGCCCCCGGCUCGCACGCCCCCCCGCCCGCUGCUGCGACGAGUGGGUCUGUGAUGACGACAACCACAUCAGCGAGGACGCCGUGGACCCCCAGCGCGCGCCCCCGCCCGACUCCAACGCCAUCAGCAAGGAGCUGCAGCCGCCCGCCAACCCCCACGGCAGCACCGCUUUUCUGGAAUGGCAGCCCCACCCACAGCCACAAGUCCCCUUACCCAACCAGUGCUUUUCACAGACCACUGACUGGUCGGAAUGUUCCACCACCUGCGGUAUGGGGGUUUCCAGCCGGGUGACCAACAACAACGCAGACUGCCGGCUGGUCAGAGAGACCCGACUGUGCCAGAUUCGGCAGUGCGACCUCCCUCUGACCCCAUCUCUCAAGAGAGGGAAGAAGUGCCAGAAGACGGUGCGUCCGCGGGAGGCAGUGAGGAUCACGUUUGCGGGCUGCACCACGACGCGUCGGUACAGGCCCCGCUCCUGCGGCUCCUGCUCGGACGGCCGGUGCUGCGUCCCCUCCCUGACCCGCACCCUACGCCUGCGCUUCCACUGCCCGGACGGCGAGAGCUUCGCGCGCGACGUCAUGUGGAUCCAGCGCUGCCAGUGCAGCGCCACCGCAUGCCAGAGCCGCGGCUCCGCCCAGCUACCGUCCGUCAGCCUGCACAACGACAUCCACACCUUCUCACAGUGAGGCCAGUCCAGAGAACCCCCCGUCCCCACGCGCCCCCGGUCUCCCAAGGGCUGGCUGUGAGGUCAAACUCACUAUCGCCCUUGACUCCAACCAGAGACUCUGUCAAAGCAGCUCCCCUUGGUGGCGGGAGGUCUUCGGUCUGCACCCCGGCUGCACAGUGACCCCUCUGGGCAGCCUUCAUGAACUUCUCUACUGGGGAUCUGAACAUUAAGUCAGUCCCUCCUUCUGAACCAGGCUACCAGUCCAGCCGACACUAAGAACAUUUGCUUGCACUUUAAGUUAUGUUAUUUUACAUACCUGCUAGCCACUGUGAGUGAUGGCCGUCACUUAGAGACAUGGCCGAUGGGUACAGUGCUGAUAAUGGGGAGAAAGAAGUGAGAGAUGCUCUUUUUAGCGAAAGAGGUGACGAAGAGGUAGCAGUAAGAGUGCUCCAUUACUUCUGAUCACCCACUGGACAAAACCAUCCUUAUGGUGAGUUGAGUGUAAACACUAGACUAGAUUUACGGAUGACACACAUUUUGUAGUGGCACAGCAUGCUAGAUGCAAGUCCUGACCAGGACCUUUUAGUUUCGCCAUGGAAAUGUGUCAGUGAUCCAUUUCGUCUUUCUGCGAUUCUAUUGUUGUUUUUUUCUUUCAUGUAUUUAUUCUUUUUUAUUAGGCAAGAGGAGAAAUCCUACAAUUCAGUACAAUACAGUUAGAUCGAAUAUGCAAAACACUAUCAGGAACAUAUACGAUAUAACAGAUGCACUUUUGUUAUUAUUGAGUUCAUCUCAAUUAGCAGGCAAUCCGGAGUAUAUUCAGAACUUUAACAUAUCUGCAAAACUCUGUAUAAUUCUGUGUAUGAAAAUCCAGUGUUCAUAUGUUUCCUCUGAUACCCUGAUAGAUUGUGUUAGUUCACACCAGUCACCAUUUCUGUCAAUGUUUGUCGAUUUUGGUGUAUGCAGGUGUACACUUUCUUUUGUUUGAUGGUUCAGUAUUUUGGUCUGAUCAUGGGAGGACAAGCUGGGAAAACCUGUACUAUAGUAUUCUUAACAUUGGAAAUUUCAUAUAGAUUUCAGCCCUCUGCAUGUGUGUCUGUGUGUAUAUGUGUGUGAGUGUGUGUGAGAGAGAGAGAGAGAGAGAGAGAGAGAGAGAGAGAGAGAGACUGUGAGCGAGAAAGAGAGAGAGAGAGCGUGAGCGAGAGAGAGAGAAAUGUCGUGUCUGUACAGGCUUCACUCUUGGUGGAGUGACACUUUGGAGAUCGCCUCAUUUUUCGGGGUGUACUUAGGUGAUAAUAGAGGUUAUCCUGUUUUAGAAAAAAAUAUUUUCAUUUGUGUAUUUAAGACUUCUAUUUUGUUUAAUAUAAUUCCUGAAUGUAUUUCAGUGUUAUGUCUCCUGUCAAAGAGAAAAAUAUACAGACAUACAACAUA